Molecule: messenger RNA, 2955 nt
Organism: Labrus bergylta (ballan wrasse)
Lineage: Eukaryota; Metazoa; Chordata; Actinopteri; Labriformes; Labridae
Source: RefSeq, a predicted model, not a curated record
CGGGCUUGUCCCGCCCCCUAUUCAUUCAGCAGACACUUUACUAAACUGCGGCUGUACUACCUUAACUACAUAACGGAAACUUGCAGAUGACUUACAGUGUGACAAUAUCACAUUAGUAGGCCAGAAAGAAGCGAUUUACAAUGCCACAUCUGGACAGUAUUACUCCAAAUAGGAACAGUGAAAAGUAACAUUAAAACCUUGCUAACGUCACCGAACCUUUUUCUCAUUCUUUUGACAUUAGAGCAUCUUUAAUCCAACAAUGAGAUGUUUGGACAGUGAACCUCUGUAGGAACUCACGGCUAACAUUAAAGGCGAGUCGACGCUGGGGAAAUGAAGUCUCUUCGACUUGUUUUGUGGUUGCUGCUGAACUUUGUCUGGAUGCUCAGACAUGAAGUGUCGGGGGCUCAGGCAGCCUCAGUACCCAGUGCUGCAAAAACUAUGGUAUGGGGACCUGGAUUGGAGGCAAACAUAGUCCUACCAGCUCGAUUUUUCUUUAUACAAGCGGUGGACAGCUCGGGGAGAAAUUUCACAACUUCACCUGGUGAGAAGACCUUCGAGGUAAAGAUGGUCUCUCCUGCAGAGCCGUUCGUCAGGAUAUGGAUCCAGGUUCUGGAUCGUAAUGACGGCUCCUUCCUGGUUCGCUACAGAAUGUAUGCCACCUAUACAGACCUGCAGAUCAACAUUCUGCUCAAGAACAAGCAUGUUGCCAAGUCGCCAUUUAUUCUCAAAGGCCGAAGCUGCCACGAGGGCUGUGACUGUCCCCAGCCCAGUGGGUCUGUAUGGGAGGAACAUAUGCACUGCUCUCAGUCCUUCCCACAGAUAGACAGAGACCUGGCUCAUUAUGCAAGCGUCGACCCAGAUCGCAAUGCAGAGGAGAUCCCGCAACGUUUUGGACAGAGACAGAGCCUCUGUCACUACACUGUCAAAGACAACAAGGUCUAUGUUCAAACGUUUGGAGAGCAUGUAGGUUUCAGAAUCUUUAUGGAUGCCAUCCUCCUGUCGCUCACCCGGAAGGUACAGCUCCCUGACGUGGAGUUUUUUGUAAACCUUGGUGACUGGCCGCUCGAGAAGAGGAAAUCCACUGAGAAAAUUCAUCCUAUCUUUUCCUGGUGUGGCUCCAACAGUACCAGAGAUAUUGUCAUGCCCACCUAUGACCUGACUGAGUCGGUCCUUGAGACCAUGGGAAGAGUAAGUCUUGACAUGAUGUCAGUGCAGUCCAAUACUGGGCCACUGUGGCCAGAGAAGAAUGCCACAGCUUUCUGGAGAGGCCGGGACAGUCGUCAGGAGCGCUUGGAGCUGGUCAAGCUUUCCAGGGCUCAUCCCGACAUGAUAGAUGCCGCCUUUACCAACUUCUUCUUCUUCAAACAUGAUGAGAGCCUCUACGGGCCGCUGGUCAAACAUGUUUCUUUCUUUGACUUUUUUAAGUACAAGUACCAAAUAAACAUUGACGGCACAGUGGCAGCGUAUCGACUGCCGUACCUGUUGGCUGGAGACAGCGUGGUCUUAAAGCAAGACUCCAGUUAUUACGAGCACUUCUACAAUGAACUCCGACCGUGGGAGCACUACAUCCCAAUCAAAGCAGACCUCAGCGACCUGCUGGAAAAGAUCGAGUGGGCGCGUGACCACGAUGAAGAGGUGAAGAAAAUUGCUCUAGCUGGUCAGCAGUUUGCCCGCCAUCAUCUAAUGGGGGACAGUAUUUUUUGUUACUACUACAAACUUUUGAAGGAGUAUGCCAAACUUCAGGUCACAACUCCAAAGGUUCGAGAAGGCAUGGAGCUAGUAGAGCAGCCCACUGAUGACCUGUUCCCAUGUUCCUGCCACAGGAUGAGGUCAAAGGAUGAACUUUGAUAACCCAACAUCCAGCUACAGAGAAAUCCUUCACAUCUCAUAUACUGCCAAAGAAUUUUAAAAGUGUAAAAGAAAAAGUAUGAAUGUCAUCAAUAUUGCAUUUUCUUUUCUUUGAAAGAAAUAAAUAUUUUUUAUAUGUGUAAAGUGAUUUUUUUGGACAUUGUACAAGUACCAAAAACAAACCACAUGCUUUCAGCAGUUUGAUACAGAAUGAUUGCGUCCUGAGAAAACAAAUGAGGUAAUUCAAGCUUAGAUCUCUAUUUUAAUCCUGUUUUGUCAACAUUUCAUCUGCUAGAGUGGCCCUGAAAGAGACAAACAGACCCUGCCAGCUCUCAGUCUGCUGCUGAGAAGCGUCCAGAAUUGUUUUUCCUACAGUGAUCCCCAGCAAUGCCAUUGUUCACUUGUUUUCUUUUGUUGUUGUAUAUUGGGGUAAUCUUUUUGUGAAGCUGUGAAGUUGCUUCAAGGAGCUUGAAGUUCCUCCUCUGGGAUUUCAGUUGCCCACCCCCUGCCAUAGACUGUUAAUAAUAAGGUGAACACCUUGUUCUUGUAGGACUUAACAGCUACUUGCAUGUUCCUUCGUUGCUAUGGAAACUGAACCCAGGGCUGUCUUGUGAGUCCAUGUGAAACCGAAUACCUGAUCCUUGAAGAUCAGUUUUUAUCUCAGAGCUUGUUAAAGUGAAAAAAUUGUGUGACUUUUUUUUCCACUUUCUUUGUUGCGCACAUGUUGAUAAAACGAUGUGACAAAGAGAAUUAUAGAAAAGAUGACAGAACUGAAACUGUAAUUAUAUUGUCUGUGUGACUUAAAGCCUCAUAACUUGAUUUUUAACACGACUGCUUUUGAUGUAGUUUGAGUAAACACAAACUACGUUUUCCUUUUACUCAAACGAGUGGCUUGUCUCUAGAAAGUAAUCGUAGAUGUUAAAAUGUUGUUUAGUUUAAACCUUUUACUCUUUCUCAACCAAACAAGUCUCGUAGUGUUACCUAAAUCUAAACGACUAGUCUUGUGGUUUGAGCUAAAUAAUAUUAGGCUUUGUUUUACUGAGGACGCACAACAUCUUGGAUAACUUUCUGAGAUAUCUGAAAGGAAGCAAGGAAGACUUAAACAAA